Messenger RNA from Oppia nitens, 915 nucleotides. Its product is annotated as protein ABHD11-like. The coding region runs from base 1 to 915 and encodes 304 amino acids. The transcript is spliced from 6 exons. Lineage: Eukaryota; Metazoa; Arthropoda; Arachnida; Sarcoptiformes; Oppiidae. The record is from RefSeq and is a predicted model, not a curated record. Gene Ontology annotation, cellular component: mitochondrion.
AUGAUCACGUUUUGUAGAAAAAGUUUUAUAAAAAAUGUAUUUAAUGGACAAAUAAGAUGUAAAAGUGCUAACAGUGUUUCACUAUCUUAUAAUAAGAUUACCGGUUGUGUCACUACCAGUAAUGACAGUUUACCGCCGGUUCUUAUAUUUCACGGACUGUUUGGCACCAAAAACAACUGGAAGUCCAUCUCUAAAGCGAUUUCCUCUAAAACGGGACGAACUGUAUAUUCAUUAGAUUUGCGGAAUCACGGGUCGAGUCCACACACAUCGGGAACCGAUAGUACACUCAUAGGUAUGGCUAACGAUAUUGAAUUGUUUUUGGACGACAAUCACUACAAGACUGCAACACUUAUUGGUCACAGUUUGGGCGGUCGGACUGUCUUACAGUUUGCCUAUCUUUGGCCAGAAAGAGUUGAAAAGUUGAUUGCAGUAGACAUCAGUCCAUUGCCAACAAUACCGCAACAAUUCUUCACAAAAACCACAUUCAUUGACGAGUUAUCCAAAUCUAUUGAAAACAUAUCCAAUGAUCUAAAUAUGUCUUCUGCCAGAAAACAAGUGGACGAUAGGUUGAAACCGUUGAUAACAGAUGCUUUCAUUCGCGGCUUCUUUUUGAUGAGUUUGCAUAAGAAUGAAGAAUCGGAAAAACUUUUCUGGAAAUUCAAUUUGAAUUCAAUUAAACAUAUGCUUGAAAAUGAAUAUAUCAACAAAAUUGAAAUUAAAAUACCAUUUAAUGGUCCAUCACUUUUAGUUCACGGACAACAAUCAGAUUAUGUCAAGAAAGAUGAUUACAAUGCGAUUCGUGAACUCAUGCCUAACGUCCAGAUCGUAUCGAUACCUGAAACGGGACAUUACCUCCACAUCGAGAAACCCAAUCAUUUCAUUGAUUGUGUCAUUUCUUUUAUGAAAUUAUCUUAA